Postia placenta MAD-698-R-SB12 is the source of this 537-nucleotide messenger RNA. RefSeq lists its product as hypothetical. The record is from RefSeq and is a predicted model, not a curated record. The transcript has 2 exons. Bases 1 to 537 code for a protein of 178 amino acids. Lineage: Eukaryota; Fungi; Basidiomycota; Agaricomycetes; Polyporales; Adustoporiaceae.
AUGUACCAGUGGCCACUUAUCCAUGAUCUCCCCACCAAUGAGCAACACCCUGAAGCGGCAGGACAUCCUGUUGCCUCAUCUUCCAAGUCAAUACUCCAAGCAGAAGCUCCACAGUCCGGCGCCGAGAUUCCUCAAUAUCGCGUUGUUCCCCAGCGUCUCCACAAACCGGACAGCUUGCUACCUUAUACUCGUCCGGGUUUUGAAGGGAUUGGUUCUGUCCGCUUCGACCGCGUCAAUUCCACCGUCGGCUUUGGCGUUGGCCUAACUGGACUGCUCGAUGGAAGCGCGUGCUUGAAUGAUCAAGACAAAUGCAUCUUCCAAGGCUCUGGAGAAGCACAGCUAACAUUCCGGAUUCUUUGGCCAUCGUACCCGCACUUUGAUUUUGGGCGAAUCAUCAACUUGAAGUAUACUGAGGAGGGAAAGACGACGGUGCACCAUGUGACGCGGCUGGAAUUAGCCCGUAUAAUUGCCAUAUGCUUUGACGAAUUCGUCGAUGUAGGUCUUCAAUUCUUUUGCAACGGUUGGCUCCGGCGCUAA